AACAUUGACGGCGUUGGUACUCUACCACCCGUUCUCCUGCUUCCAUAAAUUUCUUAGUAUAUCGUACACUAUUUACACAAAAUGGCUUCUACAAGUUCUGCUGGCCAUGCUGAUGAUAGACGUAUUUGGGUGGGUAAUUUGGAUCCCAGACUAAACGAGUAUCACCUCCUGAAAGUUGUGCAGAAAUGUGGCGAGAUUGAAAAAUUCGAUAUGCUAUUCCACAAAGGUGGUCCCCUGCAGGGCCAAUCCCGUGGUUAUGCUUUCGUUACCUUUGUCAAGGCCAGUGCAGCUGUGAUAGCCUUGGAAAAACUAAAUGGCCACAUGAUAUUGAAUCGGCCCAUUGCAGUGAGAAUGGCAAAAAAUAUCAAUUAUGAUGAAUUUGAGCGCCCCAAACCAAAGAUCGAAAUUCCUGCUCUGGGCACUGGUAAACGUGAGGGGAAAAUUACUCGAGAAGAGGCCAUUAAAGCCAUUGAACAAAAACUAAAAAUCAUUGAAUCUCAAGGUGAUGAUAUCGAUUUCGAUCAACCUGCUGCGGGACCUGUAAUACCUUUAAUACAAAAAUAUCAAUUCAACAAGGAUCGAGAUGCCAAAACAGCUACAACGGCAACACAACGUCGUCCGUAUCAUAAAACCAGUGGCCCCUAUAACAGGCACCAAAGACCGAAAAGAAGAUAAAACGCCAUACUCACGAUGAUGCGGAGUACUUAUAAGUUUCAAACCAUUUUCACAACUUUUUGACCAUCCCCUGUGUUAUGUUUAUAAGCCUCACAACAAACAACUACCUUAACAAAUCUCCCUAUUGCUAGAGGGACUAAUAAAAACUUAAUUGUAUUUUAGCAAAAUUUAAUAGCAACAACAA
Stomoxys calcitrans (stable fly) is the source of this 859-nucleotide messenger RNA. Its product is annotated as probable RNA-binding protein 18. Gene Ontology annotation, molecular function: RNA binding. The record is from RefSeq and is a predicted model, not a curated record. Lineage: Eukaryota; Metazoa; Arthropoda; Insecta; Diptera; Muscidae. The transcript has 5 exons. Bases 82 to 675 code for a protein of 197 amino acids.